UUAUUUAUUGUACACAGUGAAGACUGUGCUUUGACUUCCAUAGACUUUCGUUCAUCUUCAAGCCUUUAUAUGGCCUAACCCUAGCCCUAACCUUUGCCGGUUUAUACCUAACCCUAACCUAAACCUAGCUGACACCUCAGUCUUAAACCUCACCCUUAGCCCAGAAUUAAAUUGAGGACCUUUUUCCAGACCUCACUUUACAUCAAAGUCUUCACUUUACUAGUAAAAUGAGCAAACAAUUUUCUCACUCUGGGGCAACAAGAACACAACUGCACAGGUCUUUUGUUUGUUGUUGUAAUGCUUUCUGAGGUAAGAAAGUUAUAAAUAUUGAAGUUAGCCCAUGUACUCUCGCCAAUGCGUCAAUGGCGGCGGAGACUCGACAAAGUAGCCAGGUGAACGAGAGCGCAUCACAUCACGCGCCCAGCCAAUCCUGCCAAUAGAGGCAGCUGUGGUAAGCAGAAGAAACUCAUCUUACACAUCGAGCAAUUUUAAUGGUAUGUAUGGGAAAUAAUAAUAAUAAUAUUUAUCCAUUCAUAAAAAAUGUUGUUGGUUCUCUUGAAGACAUAAGAUCACUGAGAAAAGCCUAUUUAUUGUUAUUAGUCAUCAAAUCUAGUGGAAGGAACAGUCCAUUCCCACCCCCCAUCUUUAACUCCAGGGUGUGCAACAAAAAAAAAAACAAAAAAAAAAAAGACGAGAAAAGAUUGGGGGAGAAAUCACGUGUUUUUGGCACCAUCGACCUUCUCUAUGAUGCAGCGCUCGUAAUGGAUUUCCCCAUCGUUGCUGCAUGUCGGGGAGCAGGAGCUGCAGCUUCAGCAGCGGAGCGCAUGAAAUCAGCUCCUACCACUUGAUGCCGCUGACCUUGGCCGGUUGGCGGUGAUCACGCCUCUUUCGCUUUCUUUUUUUUUUCCUUUUUUCUUCCUACUAUGGCAUCAUCCUCAUCACCACCACCAGCACCAUCACCAUCCGACGGCCUGGACGAUGACUGCGUGGUGCAGCGCGCCAGAUCUCAGAGUGACCCGAGCAGCAUCACCGAGGUCCGCUCGGGAGAAGCCCGCGGUCCAGAUGUAAUGGACCAGCAGAGGGCGCUGCAUUCCGGUUGCCUGGUCUCAGGAGUCCGCACGCCUCCCAUCAGACGCAACAGCAAGCUGGCGAGCCUGGGGCGCAUCUUCAAGCCAUGGAAGUGGAGGAAAAAGAAAAGCGAGAAGCCCAAGCCCCCUGGAGCAGCAGAGAAGAAGGCAGCUGUACGGCAGAAGAGAGACGAGCUAAUCAGGCGAAGCCCUGGGGAGAUGGAAACAGAGUCGGACCUCGCUUGUGGGAGUAACGGGGAGGAUCCAGACACCCCGACUCAGUCAGACGGCGAGGACAGGGACGAGGAGCACGGGGCCCCCCUGGCCAGUGCCAGCGAGGACCUGGGAAGUGAUCUGGAAUCCUCAGCAGUUCAAGAUGUGGCUGAAGAUCUGAAGGCAGUUGGAGAAACCAAUCAGAGCGAGGAUGGAGACGGAGAAGAUGAGAGCACGUCCGUAAGCGAGCCCAGUGAGGAGCAGACGAUGGAGACGGCAGAGGCAGCCAAGGGAAAGCAGGAAGUGGUGGCAGCCAAACCUCAGAGACGAGCCAGCACCCCUCCUCCACCAAGUCUUCCUGUCAAACUGCUCACCAGACUGGGCAGCUUAGACGGUGCUCCUCCAGUACCGGUGAAAAAGUCUCCAGCCACUUUGCCCAGGAACUUCACGCUCCCCAAAGAACCCCAUGGAUCCUUGCUGAGAGGCAGGAUCUCUACACCCACGGGGUCUCCACACCUUGGGGCCCUGCACCAACCCCUGCCCCCUAGCUGUAUAAUUGAGGAACUGCAUCGAGCUCUGGCCACCAAGCACAGACAGGAGAGUUUCCAGACGAAGGAAGGUCGCUGUUCUCCGAAGCGCAGGCCGGACGGACGGCUGUCUCGGACAUCCAGCACAGAGAGGGAGUCGCUCGGGGAGUCGGACAGCAAGAAGACGUCUGAUGAGAACAAGGAGAACCGUCGCCUGGAUCAGUACAUGAGCGACCAGGACAGCUGGAACGAGUCUGUGAUUUCUGGAACGCUGCCGCGCAGGAUGAGGAAAGAGCUGCUAGCGGUGAAGCUUCGGAACAGGCCCAGCAAACAGGAGCUGGAGGACCGCAACAUCUUCCCAGUCCGCAGCGACCAAGAGCGACAGGAAAUCCGCCAGCAGAUAGAGAUGAAGCUGGCCAAGAGACUGAGCCAGAGACCGGCCGUGGAGGAGCUGGAGAGCCGCAACAUCUUAAAGCAGAGAAAUGACCAGAUUGAGCAGGAGGAGAGGAGGGAGAUAAAGCAGCGGCUAAACAGAAAGCUCAACCAGAGGCCGACGGUGGACGAGCUGCGGGACAGGAAGAUCCUGAUCCGUUUCAGCGACUACGUGGAAGUGGCCAAAGCUCAGGACUACGACAGACGCGCAGACAAGCCGUGGACCAGACUGUCAGCCGCUGACAAGGCGGCCAUCAGGAGGGAGCUCAACGAGUUCAAGAGCAACGAGAUGGAAGUCCAUUCCUCUAGCAAGCAUCUGACAAGGUUCCACCGGCCGUAGCAUGGUUUCUUCUGUGAAGAGUUGCUUAAAUCUGGUUCGGUCAGAGAAGAUCUGGCACAGGGUCUUUGAGCCCCCCACCCCUCCCCCCCCCCACCCCGGGCCCCCACAGUCAGCGGCCGUCCUGAUAUUUGGGUACAGCAAACCUUGGAGGCUAUGUCUCCAGUUGGGGAUCUGCUGGUAGGAGAGGCCGCAUGCAGCAAGCUCCGCCUCCGCUCAGGGGAACCCCUCCUUCACCACCUGUCCCCCCUGUCAGAGGAGCAGGAAGGACUCUAGGCCGUGGAUCUCCAGGAGACGAGCAGGGACUUCUUUUUGUAAACAGACUAUUUUCGAAGACUUUGUUUGUUUGUUUUUUUGGGAGGGGGGUUGCAUGUGAAGAAGUGAACUAGUCCCACCCCAGUAACGUUAGUCACAUCCCCGAGCUGUGUCCGAGUCUCAAUGAUUCAACUGAUCGGUUUCAUAUCAGCCGUGUAAAAUGUUCUUAAACAGAAACCUUGUCGGCGUACAAGACAGAAGCCCCUUUGUAAGCACUAUUUAUUGUCUGCACAAUACAAGUUUUCUAUUUGUAA
Fundulus heteroclitus (mummichog) is the source of this 3145-nucleotide messenger RNA. It is a transcript of the gene phactr3b, whose product is annotated as phosphatase and actin regulator 3b. Bases 924 to 2579 code for a protein of 551 amino acids. Gene Ontology annotation, molecular function: actin binding. The record is from RefSeq and is a predicted model, not a curated record. Lineage: Eukaryota; Metazoa; Chordata; Actinopteri; Cyprinodontiformes; Fundulidae. The transcript has 13 exons. Gene Ontology annotation, biological process: actin cytoskeleton organization.